This is a messenger RNA of Clupea harengus (Atlantic herring), 616 nucleotides long. It is a transcript of the gene rpl28, whose product is annotated as 60S ribosomal protein L28-like. Lineage: Eukaryota; Metazoa; Chordata; Actinopteri; Clupeiformes; Clupeidae. The record is from RefSeq and is a predicted model, not a curated record. The coding region runs from base 152 to 568 and encodes 138 amino acids. Gene Ontology annotation, biological process: translation. Gene Ontology annotation, cellular component: ribosome. The transcript has 5 exons. Gene Ontology annotation, molecular function: structural constituent of ribosome.
ACAUUUAAAUAUAUAAAUAAUUUUAGAUAAAGCAUUUUACCGCAUUUCCCAAAUAGUAUUAAGACGUUGGAGCGCAAGGAUCUACAACAUUUGACCGGAAGCAAAGAUAGAUCCUUUUCCUCUCUCUUCCUGCGCUGAAAGGUAGGUCAAGAUGUCGUCGUCUCACCUGCAAUGGAUGGUCAUCAGGAACUGCUCCAGUUACCUCAUCAAGAGGAACGGACAGACCUACAGCACUGAGCCCAACAACCUUAAGUCUCGCAACUCCUUCCGCUUCAACGGCCUUGUGCACCGCAAGACAGUGGGAGUUGAGGCUGCAGCUGAUGGAAAGGGUGUUGUCGUCAUGCUGAAGAAGAGAGCAGGCCAGCGUAAACCUGCCAAUUGCUAUGAGAAGAUCACAGUCAACAAGAACGCCAGAGCCACGCUGAGCAGCCUGCGCCACAUCAUCCGCAAGAAUCACUAUAGGAGAGACCUGCGCAUGUCUGCCCUGCGUCGCGCCAGCGCCAUACUGCGCAGCCAGAAGCCAGUGGUGGUGAAGAAGAAGCGCACCCGUGCCACCAAGACCGCAUAAGCGUGCAGCACCAUGUGUUCUAAAAUAAAGACGUUUUGUUCAAAACCA